GCUUGAUCUUGGCGAGCGCGUGCGUGCGCACCCGUGGAAAAUAUCUCAAGACCAGUAUUGCGCGUGGCACUAAACCUGAGAUAAAGGAGCUCUUCAAACAGCACAGCACCCUAGAGUUGGACCUUUGCUCCAACUUGGAAGUUUAGCUGGAAAUUGAAUAUUGUCCAGGUUCAUUGGAAGCCCCCUCCUGACCAAGGGGGCGUGAGAAUAUCAUUCCAUUAUCCCACAAUGAGAGCGCUUUUCCCGGUUUUAGUGUAUUGCAUCAGCCUGCUCUCUACACAACUGCUGGCUCUACCGGUGGAAAACAGGUUGGACUUCAUGACAAGACUCCAAGAGCUAAGAGAGAAAUCGACCAUCUCUCCAGACGUUACUCAGAGCUCAAACACUGACCAUGGCAUCUCUAUUGACCGCACCAUUUUAUGGAGGGCCAUCUUGUCCAGAGCGCCGCCUGCAGACCUAACAGGGGACCAACUCCAGUCCACCUUAACACUCGAGAGCCCUAAACAGAGAGAGCGACGUUAUGUACACUCAAGAGGGCACCACAGCCACCAUCACCCCCAGCUAAUGCGUGUGGGAUGCGUCCUAGGCACCUGCCAGGUACAAAACCUCAGCCAUCGCCUCUACCAACUUGUUGGGCAAAGUGGACGGGAAGACUCUCCAAUUAACCCGCGCAGUCCACACAGCUACGGAUGACUCCAGAGGCUAAAACUAAGACCAAGAAAACAGCGUUACACAUAUCUGUCUAUUAAAUUGCAAUAGGAACCUGCUGUAGGACUCUUUCCUCCUCCUCUCUGCAUUGGUUUUCUGGAGUGUCUGCUGUGCCUUUUUGGGACAGAAAGGAUGUUUUGUUACUUGACGGUGUCUUCUUUGUGCCUUUAAAACACUUUUUUGUAUACUUAAUUUUGGUAUUAUCAUUAUAAGUCUUAAGACAAGAGAUUAUUCCGGGCUCAGCCGCAUUAUAUCCCGACUCAUCUAUUUAACUUCUACACCACUGAUCAAACCGUCUGAGCCUUUAAAGUGGAUUUCAACAAGGUGCACGAUUGGAUUUCUGUCAAUCUGAAGCCCCGUGUGAUUCAAAAGACUCUGAACCCUCUCACCUUGUGUCUGCAAGAUGAUUUUAAGAAGAAACCAGACUUGUUUUUUUGUUACAGUGGUUUCAAUACCAAUGUCUGAUACCUUCUUACCUGAAUACCUACGCCAACUUAAACCUUGGGUUUUAAACAAUGGCGAAUUGUGACUUUAUAAACACAGUGGUCUCUUGGUUGAACCCGCAGUAGCAAUUGUUGCUGAAUCUGGAUUAGUACAUUGUUUCUUUACCGAGCACUGAGGUCUGGCGCCUGAAAUAUUACACUUCACGUGAAGUCACGAGAAUGAGUUAUAAUCCUAAAGGUCUCAGUUUCCACUCUUACUUAAUCAUGUUGGGCUUUGCCACAUUUCAUAAACAGACCCAAGACCUUUCUGAGCAUUUCUAAAUGAUUAGCUUAUAACUCAUUUAGAAAUGAACCAGCUCCUUAAUACAGGCGGAACUAGCUGAAGGACUGUUAGAGGUCCCAUUUUGAUUGCCAAAACACUUUUGAGUCGUGAGUGGGUAUGCAAAAACGACUAAAUACGCUGUAUUGUGCAUGCAAAGUCAGUAGAUAGCACUUUGUAACUAAAGAAACAAUUUGUGCAUGUGCAGAUAAUGAUGAAACAAACUAAAAACAAUCACAAAAAUCAUGCAUCUUGGAUUUUGGGUGCAAAAAUACAAAGUGAAAACUGACUACAACAACAAUGGUGGACUACCAGACCAUAUGUGUGUGUGCAGCUUGUGUUUCUCUACAAUAUAACAUUGCCAUCUACUAGCCUGGCAUGCAUAAUACAGCAAUUUACAAAUCUGCAUGAAUACGCUUGUCUUCUGUUAGCAAAACAUUUUCAAAAAGAAAAACUUUAUACAUUUACGCUAAUAAAUUUAGCAUAUGCUUUCAUCCAAAGCGACUUACAUCGGUAAACACACACCCGAAGCAGUAACACUUUAUUUUAAGUUACAAUUCUCACUAUUAAUAAACCAUUAACUAUGACUUUUGCCCCAAUGAACUCCUAAUGUGCUACUUAUUAAUAGUUAUUAAGGUAGUAGUUGGAUUUAAGUAUUACGUAGGAUGAGGGAUGUAGAAUAGGAUCUGGCAGAAUAUGUGCUUGAGAAGUACUAAACAGCCAAUAUCUUACUAAUAGACAGGCAAUAAGCCACUAGUAAUAGUGAGAAUUGUUACCUUAUAUAGUUUUCAGUACAUCCUUGUAGAGAAAACAAAAACACCUUAUAAUUUUUGUUAAACUUUGAGAAAUUUACCCCCAUUAGUCCAUACAAUGCGAGUCAGAAGGCCUUGAUUUUGGAGCGCACUCACUUUCAUUAUAAAGGCAAAAGCUGAUUUAUUAGUAAAACACACCACUCUUAAUAUCAGAAAUCCUCUUAAAAAUGUCCCCAACACACACUGGCUGGCUUGAUUUAAGUAAUUCUCAAGCUCAUUCUUGUAACUCUAAUUAAAGAUUCUAGUUAUACCAAAAUUUCAGGCGCGAGCGUGCCAAAGUCUUUCGGGAACACGGCCUUUCCAAAAACACUCUCCAUCCGUGUCAUGUAUUUUAAGAAUUCCCUUUGUUAUAAUAAUCAUGUCUGAAUCCGUGGGUGGAUACACACACCAAAAAUACCCAACAGACAUAGGAAAAGUAGCCGUAAAAAACAGUCAACCCUAGUUUUUUGGGGGUCUGUGGAUGUCAGGAGAAUGCUGUGAGACAUCAAAGUCCAUGUCUGGGGAUUAAAAUAGCGGACGUAAUCCUACUUAAACAUCAGAAACUUUUCAUUUCUGCAAAGUAUCCAGGCCAACCUCACGAAACCCUUUAUGUUAUAGGACAAAGUGCUUUCAAUUCGCUCCAGAAAGGCAGAGAACUGACCAAAAAACCUGAGUUUACUUGAUACCUU
Danio aesculapii is the source of this 2950-nucleotide messenger RNA. It is a transcript of the gene adm2a, whose product is annotated as adrenomedullin 2a. NCBI's taxonomy places the organism in Eukaryota, Metazoa, Chordata, Actinopteri, Cypriniformes, Danionidae. Gene Ontology annotation, molecular function: hormone activity. The record is from RefSeq and is a predicted model, not a curated record. Bases 229 to 693 code for a protein of 154 amino acids. Gene Ontology annotation, biological process: adenylate cyclase-activating G protein-coupled receptor signaling pathway; positive regulation of heart rate; regulation of systemic arterial blood pressure. Gene Ontology annotation, cellular component: extracellular region. The transcript is spliced from 3 exons.